Messenger RNA from Lingula anatina, 2172 nucleotides. RefSeq names its product 2-oxoadipate dehydrogenase complex component E1-like. Gene Ontology annotation, molecular function: thiamine pyrophosphate binding; oxidoreductase activity, acting on the aldehyde or oxo group of donors, disulfide as acceptor. NCBI's taxonomy places the organism in Eukaryota, Metazoa, Brachiopoda, Lingulata, Lingulida, Lingulidae. The record is from RefSeq and is a predicted model, not a curated record.
UUCAGGAUGUUAUAAUUUCUAUGCCUCACAGAGGAAGACUCAACUUGCUGACAUGCAUGCUCAAAUUUCCACCAGUGCAGAUGUUUCAGAAGAUGAAAGGUAUCAGUGAAUUUCCUCCUGGUGUGAAAGGCAGUGGGGAAGUAUUACAUAAUCUAAGUACAUUUCCAGCUUCUUCAGUAGAUUUAAAUUAUGGUCAAAAGAAGAUCUGUGUCACAAUGAUUCCAAAUCCAUCUCAUCUGGAGGCCAGCAAGCCAGUAGCUGUUGGUAAAGCCAGAGGAAGACAACAGACACUUAAAGAUGGAGAUUACUCUGAUGACCCAGCUGCUGUGAUGGGGGAUAAGGUGCUGUGUCUACAAGUCCAUGGAGAUGCAUCAUUCUCUGCACAGGGUGUGGUUGCAGAAACCUUUGCGAUUGCCAACACUCCACAUUUCACUGUGGGAGGAAGUGUGCACCUCAUAAUCAACAACCAGCUGGGAUUCACUACACCAUCUGAGAGGGGAAGAUCAUCUCUGUAUUGCAGUGAUGUGGCAAAAAUGAAUGCUUGUCCAGUGAUACAUGUAAAUGGAGAUUACCCUGAGGAAGUAAUUAGAGCUACCCAGCUUGCCAUGGAAUACAGACAGAAAUUUAGAAAAGACAUUGUGAUAGACCUCAUCUGUUAUAGAAAAUGGGGGCAUAAUGAGUUAGACGACCCGUCUUUUACCCAGCCACUUAUGUAUGAAAUCAUCAAGAACAGAGCUAACGUACCAGAUCUCUAUGCAACAAAUAUUGUAGAAGCAGGUCUUUGUUCUAAGGAGGAGUUGGACUUAGCAGUAGCCAGUUGGAAUAAAGAACUCAAUGAUGAAAUGACCAAUAUUGAUACUCACAUUCCCAAGGCAUAUCACUUGGAGAAGAACUGGUCAGGUUAUGUCCAAGCACCUGCCAGUCAAACAACAUGGGACACUGGGGUGCCCACUGAUCUCCUGAAGUAUAUUGGUGCUAAGUCUGUGGCAGUACAGGAUGAUGUGGCAGUUCAUAAUACGCUUUCUAAGCAUCACAUUGACAAGCGUGUUCAGCAGUUAGAGGAUGGGUCUAAUUUGGACUGGGCAACUGCUGAAGCCUUGGCCAUAGGCUCUUUACUUUGGCAAGGUAACAAUGUGAGAUUUUGUGGGCAGGAUGUUGGGAGGGGCACUUUCAGCCAUCGUCACAUGAUGCUGGUUGACCAAUCACACGAUGGGAUUGUUAUUCCUCUGAACCACAUGACGGAUCAUCAAAAGGGGUUUCUAGAGGUCUGCAACAGUGCUCUUACAGAACUUGCAGCUCUUGGCUUUGAAUAUGGAAUGAGUACAGAAAAUCCUACAUCUUUAGUCAUUUGGGAGGCACAGUUUGGAGAUUUCUUCAAUGGAGCUCAAGUUAUAAUUGAUACAUACAUUGCCUCUGGUGAAACCAAAUGGCUCCUACAGAGUGGCUUGGUGAUGUUGCUACCCCAUGGUAUGGAUGGUGAGGGCCCUGAGCACUCUUCAUGUAGAAUUGAAAGAUUCUUACUGCAAUGUGAUAGCAAGGAGGAUUGCUUUGAUGGGGAUGAUGUCAACUGGCAUAUUGUAAAUCCCACCACACCUGCCCAGUAUUUUCAUCUCCUCAGGAGGCAGAUGGUGCGGAAUUUCAGAAAACCCCUUAUUGUGGCCUCUCCUAAGAUGAUAUUGCGGCUUCCUGCAGCUACAUCAAGUAUGUUGGAUCUGGCACCAGGCAAGACGUUCUGUCCAGUACUGGGAGACAAUGAAAUAGAUGGCAGUGCUGUCAAGAGGGUAGUGUUCUGUUCUGGGCAGCACUACUAUGCCUUAUAUAAACAGAGGGAAACAGUUGGAGCUAAAGAUACUGCACUUAUCAGACUUGAGUGUCUCUGUCCAUUCCCAGCAGAAUCUCUUAAGCAAGAAUUGAACAAAUACAAAAGUGCUACAGAAUUCAUUUGGAGUCAGGAGGAACACCAAAAUUCAGGAGCUUGGUCCUUUAUAGCCCCAAGAUUUGAGAAAGUUGUUGGCUGCAAGCUGGCAUAUGUGGGUCGUGGACCGCUGGCAGCACCUGCAGUUGGCAUUGGACAAGUGCACCAGAGAGAAGUUCUGGACAUAUUGGAAAGAACAUUUGCUGAAAAAAAAUAUAACUAUUUCAGAGCAAGGUGCUGAUAAAAUGGGUUUAAUC